CUAGAAGAUUGAGUUAUCGUCCUUUCACUGAACCAUUUCCGUUUCACUGUCAACGACUGUGCGAGACUGUUUAUUUUAUUCAAAACUACAUUUAAUUUGUGCUCCUGUGAUUGAUAAAAGACAUGGAUUUCUUGCCGAUUUACUAUCGUCCAAUGUCAGCGCAACAGCAGGCUCCUGCCGUUCGGGAUUUGCUUAGGCAAAUGCUUCGAGAGGAGAUGGCCGGAAUGCCCUUAGCUCACCAGCAAGCUGCUGUAGAACACAGACGUCAACAGGUACCAGAAAAAUGGAGCAAAACCAUUCGUCUGGACCACUAUCAACCUGAUGAAGUGAAAGUCGUUGUUAAGGAUGGAACCGUCCGGAUCCAUGCGAAACACCUCGGUGGGGAUGAGCUUAAUAGUGAUGUUCGAGAAUCCACCCGUACCAUCAGAAUUCCCGAGGGUGUGGACCAAAGUAAGGUCCAUUGUUACAUGAGUAACGAGAACCAUUAUACCGUGGAGGGACCGAUGCUCCCUAAUGAAGACGAUGAGGUGGACAUUACAUUGGAGGAUGUACCCGCCAUUACGGAUGGGAGUGAGGUGGACACGCAGGUUAAAGAACAGGGGCCGUACCAAGAAAAUCUGGAUCUUUCCGUGUUUGAUCCCAGAAAUAUUAACAUUACUCGUAAAAAGAACAUCGUGAGUGUUUCUGCAAACGAAUCUCGUGAUGAAGACGGCAUUAAAGUUCACAGGUCAUUCUGCAGAGAGUUCACUCUUCCCGAGGGUGUCGAUUUCAAGCAGGUCAAGGCUGCCCGUGGAAAAGACGGCAAGGUCGCAAUCAUGGCGCCCAGAUUGGAGAGUUAAAUUUGUGGUACUCCGAAAAGCUUACCAUAACUGUGAUGAGCAAAUUCAAGUUUAAAACUAGUCACAAUUUUUGCGUUAACUUAAACUAAUAUUUUACGUUCGUGCUUAAUCUUUAUUGUUUGGUUUUUGCUUUAAUUAACUUUAAGUCAUUAAAUGGUGUUCAAAGUGAUUAUUUUUCUACUGAUAUAGAAGUUUUGCAGUUAUAUAUUCAUUGUUACUUGCUAUUCAUUCCAUGUUGAGAUAUGCAUAAAAAAUGUUGUUGAAAGAAA
Molecule: messenger RNA, 1108 nt
Organism: Saccostrea cuccullata (small rock oyster)
Lineage: Eukaryota; Metazoa; Mollusca; Bivalvia; Ostreida; Ostreidae
Product: heat shock protein beta-1-like
Exons: 1
Coding region: 123-839 (238 amino acids)
Source: RefSeq, a predicted model, not a curated record